Molecule: messenger RNA, 5241 nt
Organism: Oreochromis aureus
Lineage: Eukaryota; Metazoa; Chordata; Actinopteri; Cichliformes; Cichlidae
Product: oxysterol-binding protein-related protein 2-like
Exons: 14
Coding region: 201-1565 (454 amino acids)
Cellular component (GO): cytosol; membrane; intracellular membrane-bounded organelle
Molecular function (GO): cholesterol binding
Source: RefSeq, a predicted model, not a curated record
AUCUGCAGGAUGUGGAACGACACAGUUCGGAAGCAGACAGAAUCUUCUUUCAUGGCGGGAGAUAUCAACAGCACCCCGACACUCAACCGUGGUGGUGGGUGCUGCUGUCUGUGAUGCUCGGAGGGAGGCUGGGCUCCAGGGACAGGCCAACGGUGGAAACAUGACUUCUGAGUAACCUGCAGCUACUUUGUCUGCUCAGUAUGAACAGCGAGGAGGAGUUUUUCGACGCUGAGACAGGGCUGGAGUCAGAUGAUUCCUGCGAGGUCAGCUUUAAAGAUGCCACACAGGAGAAUGGAGUGUGGGAGCGCAGGAAAAAGCUGCCAGCUGAAAUGAUCUCCAGAAAUAACUUCAGUGUUUGGAAUAUUCUGAAGAAAUGCAUUGGCAUGGAGCUGUCCAAAAUAGCAAUGCCGGUCGUGUUUAACGAACCGCUCAGCUUUCUCCAGAGAAUCUCAGAGUACAUGGAGCACACUCACCUCAUCCACAAAGCCUGCAGUUUAUCAGACUCCAUAGACCGCAUGCAGGUUGUUGCUGCAUUUGCUGUUUCGGCUGUAGCAUCUCAAUGGGAGAGGACUGGAAAGCCUUUCAAUCCUUUACUGGGGGAGACCUAUGAACUCACAAGGGAGGACGAAGGCUACAGAUUGAUCUCGGAGCAGGUGAGCCACCACCCUCCCAUCAGUGCCUUCCACGCCGAGUCGCUGAAGAAAGAAUUUGAGUUUCAUGGCUCUAUCUACCCAAAACUCAAGUUCUGGGGCAAAAGUGUGGAGGCUGAACCUAAAGGCACCAUGACGCUGGAGUUACUAAAACAUAAAGAAGCUUACACGUGGACGAAUCCAAUGUGCUGUGUGCAUAACAUCAUCCUGGGAAAACUCUGGAUUGAACAGUAUGGAACUGUAGAGAUAGUCAACCACAGGACGGGUGAUAAGUGUGUCCUAAACUUCAAACCCUGUGGGAUGUUUGGAAAGGAACUGCACAAAGUAGAAGGUCAUAUCCAAGAUAAAAGUAAGAAGAAGCGGCGAGUUAUCUAUGGGAAAUGGACAGAGUGCAUGUACAGCGUGGACCCCAAGGUUUACGAAGCGUACAAGAAGUCGGAGAAGAAGAGCGGGGGCGAGUCAAAGAAGCUGAGACAGGAGCGUAGCUGUGAAGCAGAGGAGGCAGAUGAGAUGCCAGAAGUUCAAGAGACUGUGACUGUGAUACCAGGAAGUGCCUUACUGUGGAGGAUAACACCUCGGCCCGCUCACUCAGCACAGAUGUAUAACUUCACCAGCUUUGCCAUAACACUAAACGAGCUGGAGCCCAGCAUGGAGAGACUACUGUCACCAACAGACUGCCGGCUGAGGCCUGACAUCAGAGCGAUGGAGAAUGGAGACACAGAUUUGGCGAGUUCUGAGAAAGAGCGUUUAGAGGAGAAACAGAGAGCUGCACGCAGGGAACGAUCCAAGGACGAGGAGGAGUGGUCAACCAGGUGGUUCCAGAUGGGAACAAACCCUCACACAGGAGCCGAGGACUGGCUGUACACAGGUGGAUACUUUGACAGGAACUUCACUGACUGUCCCAACAUUUAUUGACACAGGAGGUGUUUGGUGUUUAAAACAAAAAAUCUUCUCUUUGAUAGGUUUCAUUUUGUUUCUCUGUGAUUCGUGACAGCCAGACGCUCGCUGGUACUGUCUUUGUUAGGAUCGAUGAAAGUUGAUUUCAAACAGGUUAUCAGAUCAUCUCCAGCUGACUGUGACCUUUGUCUGCAGGAGAUGUGUAACAUUAAGGAGAACUGUAGAGUUUACUUCCUGUAAACAUCAAACAUCUUCUUUAUAUGCCCUAAACAUGUAUGUUACUCACCAUUCAUUCAUCCAAGGGUUUAAAAGCAGCCACCAGUGUGAUCUGGGGCGUGGUGAGCUACCUGGUGGAGGAUGCAAAGGAAAUAUUUUCAGUUUUAGUUCAGGUACUCAGGUACCAUAAUCUCACCUGUAGAUGUUCAACGCACUUCUGUCAAGCUGCAUUCAAAUAUCAGGGGUUAUUUAAUCGCAUCUGCUACUUUUAUAUAACCUAUUUGGAAAUUAGAUGUCUGUUUUAGUUAGCACUUAACGUCAAAGAAAAUGUCACAAAGUGUUUCUGUGAAUAGAGACUUAUAGUAGAAAUGAAAGCUGCUUAUAACCACGUUUACUGCCUCAGUAAACAGAUACGUUGGUACAGUAUAUUGUUCUCCGCUGUAACAUACGUAAUGUGUAUAAUAACUGGUGCAUGCAUGCUCACCAACAUCAUAAUUUCCACAAGUUAAAGCCAUACAAAAAACUUUUUCUGCACUGAGAAUAAAAGCAUCUAUAUAAACCUUUAAGGCAAAGGGAUGCAGAGACGAGACGUUUUCAAAAGUCUGACACUGUGGCCGCCUCCCUGGCUCCUUCACCGCUCACACACUGUGAAAAUGUUCACAAUGCACAGUUAAUAUCUGUGGGUGAACGGACAGAGUGUCAGACCCCGUUUACACUUGGUUUUAAAAUGUGUCAGGUCCAAAUACACCGCAUUAAAUACGAAUAUAUAAGCCACUGAUAUGAUCAAUCAAACCAUCUCUCAGUGUGGUCUGGGAGGCACUGUGAACAAUAAAGUUGGAGCUAGCUACUGUGACACCACCCACUGGUUUCUGGACUUUUUCUGGGUGGUUUCUGUAAUAUUUCAGGCCUGUAUAUCUCACUAAUUUCUGGGUGUGCAUUAGAAGUUAAUGAGGGUUUUCUCUGCCUUUGCAUCUACCCUACUUUUAUCUGAUAAUUCUAUUAAAAUGUUCCAAAAUAGCAGAAACACAGUGAUAAGGUCCAGCUCAGUGACUUGGGUGAGGUGAGGCUGCUCCUGCCUUUGUCUACACACCUGUCACAGCAGCCACGCCCCCAGCCUUACAUCUCACCUGCAUCUAGUUGUUGUUAUGAAGCACAACUGUCCACAUGUACUGACAGCACUUUUUCUAUAACGAGCUGUAAACAAGUUGUCUCCAUAGCUGAAGCUUUAGUUCCACUUGAGGAAUUAAGAGUUUUUUUUGGCGUCUCUGCGUUGGCCUCAUUUUCAGUCCCAGAGCGCAAAGUGCCAAAAACUGCAGCCCCUCUAAUAACAACUUGAGACUGGCUCCAAAAGCGACUCAGUCCCCACAGGCUCCCAUGAUAAAAUGCCCAACUUUACAUCAUUAAUAAGCGUGUUUACAGCUUCUUUCUUUGAUCCCCUCUUAUUUUAUUUUUAUCUUUUAAACUUUCGAUGCUAGCGAGGCUAAAAGUUGGGGAUAAAUUCGUUUGGCAGGUGUCACUACAGGCUGUUGGAGCAUUUUUAGUUAGAUUAUCUGACAAAUUAUGCAGUUUGCUGUGCUGUUAAUUGUUCAAACAAUCCUAUAAGUCUGUGUUCCUUAUUUUCUUUAUUUUUAUUUGUGCGCCAUUCAGCUCUAGUUUGCAGAUAUGCGUCUCUUGCAGUUAAUGUAUGCAACUUUCUGACAAAGCUUGCUACCCUUAACUCAUCACUCAUCACUCGACCCUCUCAUCCAGAUAUCGUGGCGGCUAAAACGCUGAUGUUGAGGUUUCUAUAACAGCUGCAUGACAUCAGAGUGGCUACUUUCAUCUCUUAUAAACCAUCAAGCCAGGACGUGGUGGUUUUUCUUUUUGUUUUGUGCACCAUUUUUAAAACUUUGCCUGCCAGUCUCUACAUCUGGACUCUCCAGACUCUUGACUGAUGACAGACAGGUGAAUACUUGGGGCACUUUGACCUUCUAAUGGAGGUAACGCAGAUUGUAAGGAAGUCUGAGCACAUGUGGUUCGAUCCAUGGAGGCAACACUGUGAUGAGUCUUGACUGUUCACUUGUGAUCCAAUUUCCAGAGUGGCUUUUUAAAACCAAGUGUAAACACUGCAUUAAAUACAUAUUUUUAAUAAUGCUCUGAGCCUCCGUGCUGCCAAACAAUAUUAAACAUCAUAGGUAAUACUUAUAAUAAUGAACACACUGAUUUUCUGCUCUAACUUCACUUUGGAGCUUAUAGGACCGUAAACACGUAUGAUGAUGUUUCCAUGAAAAUGGUUAAUAAGCUUUCAACUACAGCUUGAGUCCUGUUUUCUUUUUCUUUUCUUUUUUUUAAUUUUUAGCAAACGCCCGCCAUCAAAAACUACGCCAAAUUAGUUAUUCCAAGGUUUUUUGGAGGGUUGUACCCAUGGACGUGCAGGCCACUGCGACAGGGAUACUUUAAUACUGUAGAUAAUGUAAAAAUUCUCAGGCAAGUUCUGCAGUGAUAGAGGACAUCCUUUGUUCUGAAUGGAUUGUUGGAUAUUUACAUAAUGAUAUCCUCUGGAAAUAUAAGUUAAACUAACACUAAAAAUGUAAAAAAAAAAAAAAAAAAAAUUACAGCCAUGUGUUCACAUUGGCCUGAGAGAAAGAGUAGAGACAUCUAUCUCACUGCUCCACCAUGAAAGGUUCACUCCAUAGUUUGAACACCUCGGCUUUAAAGUGACUGUAUUGUGCCCUUUGUUUGUACAAUGAUCCCUGUGAGCCAAAAGUUCAGACUGCUAUAAACACUCAUUUUCAGACUUUUUUUUUUUCCUACUCUUCACUUGUGUGAUGCUAGUAAGAGUGGAUAUCCCUAAUUUGGUCAACAGCUAUGGCACUAGGCACUAAGGCCCCACCCACCUGCAAGGAGCAGCCAAUCAGAAGAACAGUAGUUCUGAGAUAAACACUUCGUUCAGAUGUAGAAAGUAUAAAAGAUAGCUGUGGCUUUGUAUUUAAACCCUGUAGUCUUUUUAAUGGCCACCAGAGGGCGACCUGAAUCCUCGCUUACUCAGUAAACAGUUUGCUGGUGUGUUUAUAGAGUCAUGUACUAGAUUCAGAUCAUGUUUAAUAAAGCAUUAAGUCAUUUUGGUAACUUAUGGUCAUGUAAUCGAUAGUCAGAGCUGCGUCUCGUUCCUCACACCUGAUUUCAAAACACUAAAGUAAUGAAAAUGUUCAACUCGAGGCUUCAUAGCAGGACUUCAUUCAACACUGGGUGACGUCCCUGUUGCUGUAUAUGUCUUUUAUGUUUUCUGUGAUUUAAACACAGAGUGAACUGAAUGGGCCAUGUGUAAGAUGGGAUUAUUAUGAACUGUGAGUCAUGCAAAGCUACUCUACUAGAGUCCAAGAAAGAAAACAGGAAGCUGGGAAUGAGCAUAAUCUGUCCCCUUAAAGACAAAGCUGCAUCAUUUUGACGCCUUUUUCACGUGGCUGAGUAACACUUUGAAGGCUUUUUUUUUUUUUUU